GUGAAUAAUUAAUCCACAGGACAAACGGCGAUGAAUAGGAAAACAACGUCGUACGAAUUUCCCUCGCUUUCUCUAUCUCAGAGAGUCCGACACCACCGCCUCUAAACCCUGUUUUAGGGUUUAAACCCAAAACCCUAAAAGCGCUUAAAAACCUUCCAAAUCCUAAAACAAUCUAAGACCUUUUCCGAACAAACCCAUUUGUGUAAUAAUCGAUGCAUGGUCAGCGAAACCCUCCAGUUCUUCGCUCAACUGCGAAGGGCUUCAAAGUUCCCAAGCCCUUUCACCUUCAACAAGCUCCUCCACAGCCUCGUCGAUUCCAACUGCGGCGAGCUUUCCCUCAAAUUCCUCUCAUUUUUUCUCUCCAAAGGGUAUGUUCCCCACCCUUCUUCGUUCAAUUCCGUUCUUUCUUUCCUUUGCAAAUUGGGAAACUUCUGUUUCGCUGAAAAGGUUGUGGAUUCAAUGCCCGGUUUCGGGUGUGUACCCGAUGCUGUAACUUACAAUUCUUUGAUCGAUGGUUACUGUAAGAAUUUUGAUAUUGAAAGGGGUUGUUUGGUAUUGAAGAAAAUUCGUGUGGGACAUUGUAACCCUGAUGUGGUCACGUUUAAUAUAUUGCUGAAUGGGUUUUCGAAGCUGAAAAUGAAGAAAGAAGCAUUUGUGUAUAUGGGAUUGAUGUGGAAAUGUUGCUUGCCCAAUGUGGUUACUUAUAGUACUUUUAUUGAUAUGUUUUGUAAAAUGGGAGAUUUGGAUAUGGGUUAUAAAGUGUUUAGUGAUAUGAUGAAGAAUGGGGUGUUUCCGAAUUUGAUUGCUUUCACUUCUUUGAUUGAUGGAUAUUGUAAGGCUGGAAAUGUGGAAAUGGCAUUUGAAUUGUUUGAGAAGAUGAAGCAAUCUUCACUUUCGCCAAAUGUGGUUACUUAUACUGCAUUAAUCGAUGGUCUUUGCAAACAUGGGAUGUUGGAAGGAGCUGAGUCAUUGUUUUCUAAAAUGUUGGAAGAUGGGGUUGAGCCUAAUUCAGCUGUUUACACUUCAAUGAUAGAUGGAAACUUUGUAAAAGGGAAUGUAGAUAAUGCCAUAAAGUAUGUGAUUAAAAUGCGCGAGCAAAAUAUUAGGUUUGAUUUGACCACAUUUGGGGUGAUUAUUUGGGGCUUCUGUAAAACUGGUCGGUUAGAUAAAGCAAUGGAGGUUAUGGGAAUUGUGGUAGCAAGUGGAUUGGCGCCAGAUAAGAUCAUUUUAACUACCAUUAUGGAUGCACAUUUCAAGUCUAGGAAUUUAAAAGCAGCUUUGAAUUUGUACAGGGAACUAUUAGUUAGGGGUUUUGAACCCGAUGUCAUCACUCUUUCAACAUUAUUGAAUGGCUUAUGUAAGCAUGGGCAUCUACAAGAGGCUAGACGCUAUUUUUGUAGGGAGAAGGCAAAUCAAAUCUCAUACACAGUUCUUAUUGAUGGGAUAUGCAAGGAAGGACAAUUCAAUGAGGUUGAGAUGGUCUUAAAAGAGAUGUCUGAGGUAGGGUUUGUUCCAGAUAAAUAUGUGUACACAUCUUGGAUUGCUGGGCUCUGCAAGCAAGGAAAUCUAGUGGAGGCUUUUAGACUAAAGAAUAAAAUGGUUAAAGAGGGAGUUGAACCUGAUCUAUUAACUUAUAGUUCCCUAAUAUCUGGUUUAGCAAGUAAGGGGCUAAUGAUUGAAGCAAAACAGGUUUUUGAUAAUAUGUUGAAAAUGGGAAUCACUCCAGACUCUGCUGUCUAUGAUAUUCUGGUUAGAGGCUACCUUAAGGAGGGUGAUGAAGCUGCAGUUUUAGGUUUGCAUGAUGAAAUGAUAAAGAGAGGACUUUCAGUUAUUAGAGGAAAAUAGGUUGUAGAGAAGUUUUGCUCUUGUUAAUAUGCGAUGGUUCCAUCAGGUAUUCCUUGUCAGGCUAAUAAUAUGAAAUACCUCAAGGAUGAAUUUUAUUUGGUCAUCUUCAGUUUUCAGCCUAGUCAACUAUGCGGUGCUUGUGUGAGAUUAAUCCGUUUUUGGGUGAUGCGUUAUUCAAGGUAUGUUAUUAGCUGAAAGAAAAAGAAAUGUUGCCAAUAUGUUUAAUGUGUUGGCUAAGACUUACCAGAUCUUUCCUCCCGAAAUAAGUACGCGUAAUGAAGUUUAAGAGGCUAUGAUGUGCAUGUAAACAUGCUUGUGAAAUCCUGAUCAUUACCAUCAAACUUGCCUCUUCGACGCUAGCAGCUGCUGAUAACAGUAGUCUCCACCACAUCCCAGUGGAUGCCCUCACUUGGUAUGAUGAAGUCUUUUGCAGAGUAAAUAAUCCAUUAGUAAUCUCAAGAUGUAGACUUUCUUUUUUCAUGAUAAGAAGACUCUUUCUAUUAAAAGGGUAUCAAUAUUCCUGCAUCAGUAUUUUAUUUUGCUUGUUAGUUCAUAAAUGAUAAAGGGUAGCAUAAGAAAUGAAUUGUUGGAAGCCAUUGACUUGCAAAAUUUUUUUUUCUGGCGAGGAUGGUCCUUGGUGUUGCUGGUCCAGUGCUCCUAUAUAUACAAGGUCUAUUAUGCCGUUGGCUUGGUCAUAUUGCAAUACCCUGUAAUACGUUUACAUUGCAAUAUUAUUAUUAUUAUUAUUAUUA
Ziziphus jujuba (common jujube) is the source of this 2597-nucleotide messenger RNA. RefSeq names its product pentatricopeptide repeat-containing protein At2g01740. The record is from RefSeq and is a predicted model, not a curated record. The transcript is spliced from 4 exons. Bases 217 to 1845 code for a protein of 542 amino acids. Lineage: Eukaryota; Viridiplantae; Streptophyta; Magnoliopsida; Rosales; Rhamnaceae. Gene Ontology annotation, molecular function: protein binding.